Molecule: messenger RNA, 1119 nt
Organism: Juglans microcarpa x Juglans regia
Lineage: Eukaryota; Viridiplantae; Streptophyta; Magnoliopsida; Fagales; Juglandaceae
Product: transcription factor MYB123-like
Exons: 3
Coding region: 16-1047 (343 amino acids)
Source: RefSeq, a predicted model, not a curated record
GAAAUUAAUAAGAGCAUGGAAAUUAUUAUUUUGGACAAAACUAAAGCUAUAAGUAUUGCUGUAAAGCAGAGGAAACAUUCAAUAUUCAGGCAUACGUGCAUCUCUGCCCAGAUGGGGAGAAGCCCUUGUUGUGCUAAAGAGGGCUUGAACAGAGGUGCUUGGACUGCUCAAGAAGACAGAAUUCUGACUGAAUACAUCAAAGUACAUGGAGAAGGAAAAUGGAGAAACAUGCCCAGAAGAGCAGGAUUGAGAAGAUGUGGUAAGAGCUGCAGGCUUCGCUGGUUGAAUUACCUGAGACCAGACAUCAAAAGAGGUAACAUCUCACCAGAUGAAGAUGAACUCAUCAUUAGGCUUCACAAACUCUUGGGGAACAGAUGGUCUCUAAUAGCUGGGAGGCUUCCAGGGCGAACAGACAAUGAAAUAAAGAACUACUGGAACACAAAUCUAGGCAGAAAAGUUCAAGACCAGUACAAAAGCACUGAUCCAACUCGAAAGAUUUCAACAAAAAAGACUAAUGAGAGCAAUCACAAACCCCCCAACAUCAACCUGUGCCAGAAGAACGCAUCAGUGCCAUCGCCAUCAAAGACGAAUUCAAAUGUGGUCUGGACCAAGGCAUUCAAGUGCUCGAAGGUUUGUAUGUCCCCCCAGCCUGAGCCUAGCAAAGAUGAACACUCUGACACCAAAGUUGCAGGGCCAGCCAUCGACAGUGACCGUCCCUUUGACAAGCCUCGUGUGGAGGUUGAUAAUUGCAAGGCAUCUUCUGCAUUUGGUUGCAGAGAAAAUAUUCAAACAUCAGAGUUUGUGAUGGAUCCCAAUAUGGGGGAGCUUGACUUCUCUGAUCUUAUCAACUCUUACUUUCCAGAUUCAUGUGGCCUCGAGUAUAGCAACGACAAUAACCAUGAAUUACCGCAACAUUUGGAUCAGUCUUUGAUGUUUUCCGAUGAAAUGCUGCCGCACGAUUGGACCAUCAUGAGCAAUUAUGUUCAACCGAGCAUGGCACCCGACUUCCAUUGCUUGGCUUCAAUCCUUGAUUCCAAAGGGGAAUGACAAGUUGAAGAAUUCUGUAAAAAAUAAAACCGUUCAUAUGUAAAAAAUUACAAUGGACACUCGUCUUUUACU